AUGCCGUACUUCCAGAUACCAAAAUUCUUUUAUACCACAGGCAGUGAAGCACCGUUUGGAGCCGACAAUCUCGGUAGAGAAUUCGUGUUCGGCUUCCCGCCGAAUUUCGUUGAAGGACAGACCCAACCUACGAUUGGCAUCGUUGUGGAGGCCAUUUCAACCAACGUCACUUCCGUUAAGGUCAAUGUGCCGUUGAGGAGUUUGGGUUUCAAUUUCACACUUGAACCCGGAUCAGCACCCUAUGAUCUCGUGCUUCCUCCUGACCUUACGACGACUGGAGUAGGAAGUGUAACGAACGCUACGGUUGUGGUGAGGUCCGAUCAAGAUGUCUCAGUGACGGCUUACAAUAUCAAAACUUUUAGCAUGGCAAUGUUCACAUUGUUACCGAUCAAGUAUAUAGGUAAGGAAUACUUUAUCGCGACCCUUACGGAACCAAGAGGGGGUGUCGUUCUAUUGUCUGCAAUUAAUGAACCGACUGAAGUUAAAAUAGAAUUGACCGGUAGAGUGGAAUUUCGUGGUGAAUGGCAUUCACCGGGAAGUGUUAUUAUAUGUAGCUUGAGACCAUAUGAAACAUUAAAACUUGAAGUACUGCACGACGACAUCAUUGGAACAAGAAUUACUGGCAAUACGUCGAUUGUAGUGAUUAUCGGUGGCAUUUGUCCAAACAUUCCUGAUGGAAUACCAGCUUGCGAUCAUAUCGCCGAACAGCUAGUUUCAUUUGAUCGCUGGGGACGUUUAUUUUUACUAAGUCCGUUCGCCAAUCGACUGUCCGGAUAUCAAUUCCAAGUUGUUGCCGGGAGAAACAAUACAAGAGUAUCAUUGGGAAAUUAUGAAAGAGACUUGAACAUGGGGGAGCACUAUCUAGGAGAUAUAGCCAAUCAGAGCAUGACCUCAAUAUCAGCGACCAAACCAGUCAUGGUGAUGCAGUACUCGAAAGGUACGAACUCAGACUAUAGGCAGGGGGAUCCAGCCAUGCUGUUAGUGACUCCUUGGGAGCAAUAUGUAUCGCGUGUAGAAUUUCCUGUGUCAGACUUUUCCGCAGCAGGGAUCUCCGCAGUCUAUAUCGGUGUGAUAUCUGAAUGCAAUGCGACUCAUAACAUCGAGUUCGACAAGUACAAGUACAACGAGGUACCAUGGCUCUUUGAGUACGAUCUCGUCACCAGUGAUAACAGACUGAUUUGUAGUCGUUGGGUGACCAUAGAGGAAGGUAGUCACGUGCUGAAAAGCGAAUCAGCUACGCAAGUAACAGGUGCAGGAGAGACAGUAUUCACCGCUCUAGUUUACGGAGUUGGAGGCAGUAUCGCUUACCUGUACAAUGCAGGUUUUGGUCUGCAACCAAAAACGUGCAUCGCUCCAAGUUCUGACCCACCAUACAAGGAGAUUGAAGUGUCGUGUGCUAGUCAGCGAAGAAUUGAUUGUUCUGGGAGCAACCCAUGUCAGAACGGAGGUACCUGUGAGAACGAUGCAUGUACAUGUGCAGCCGGUUUUGAUGGUGUUUCGUGUAGUACAGGUAUGGACAUCUAUUGUAACAUAUGUUAAAGGGAAAAUUGAAUUUCGGUAUAGAGGGCACUAUAGAAAAUAAUUUUUAGGUGAGAUAAUGAAAAACUGAGUGUCAAAUUU
This is a messenger RNA of Strongylocentrotus purpuratus (purple sea urchin), 1620 nucleotides long. RefSeq lists its product as uncharacterized. The record is from RefSeq and is a predicted model, not a curated record. The transcript has 4 exons. The coding region runs from base 1 to 1539 and encodes 512 amino acids. NCBI's taxonomy places the organism in Eukaryota, Metazoa, Echinodermata, Echinoidea, Camarodonta, Strongylocentrotidae.